Messenger RNA from Ipomoea triloba (trilobed morning glory), 2679 nucleotides. RefSeq names its product putative pentatricopeptide repeat-containing protein At1g12700, mitochondrial. The transcript is spliced from 2 exons. The record is from RefSeq and is a predicted model, not a curated record. Gene Ontology annotation, molecular function: protein binding. NCBI's taxonomy places the organism in Eukaryota, Viridiplantae, Streptophyta, Magnoliopsida, Solanales, Convolvulaceae. The coding region runs from base 61 to 1956 and encodes 631 amino acids.
UUCAUUUCCUCAAAGCCCUAACCUUCAAAGAGAAACGCUUUGUCUUCGUUGUUCACUAACAUGAGUUGGAGGAGAAUAAGGAAAGCAAUCUCUACUCCCAUUUCGCCCAUUUUUGCGGCGGAGGCAGGUACGGUUUCUUCUGAGCCCUCACUGCGUGCUUUCCAUUCUCGCCCACAAACGGUUUCUUCGAAUCAAUCCAAAUUCGAAAAAAGCUCUAAUGAUUUAGACGAUGCCCUAAAGUUAUUCCGUCAAAUGGCUCAUAAGAGGCCCUUGCCUUCUGUUAUUCAGUUCAACAAACUGCUUAGUAGAAUUCUGAAAUUGAAGCAUUAUUCCGUAGUUGUUUCCCUCUUUCAAGAAAUGCGCAUUAAGGGCAUCCCAAUCAGUGUGUAUACCAUUAACAUUCUGGUGGAUGUGUACUGCCGCUCAAGUCGAGUGGAUUGCGGGUUUUGUCUACUUGGUGUGGUCUUCAAGUGUGGAUUUGAGUUUGAUGUGGUCACAUUCACCACUCUGAUCAAGGGUCUCAUUCUGGAUAAUAAGAUUGUUGAGGCCGUAGGGCUAUUCAAGAAGUUGGUGAGGGAAUAUGUGUGCAAAGUUGAUCAAAUUACUUAUGGUGUUCUUAUAAAUGGGCUUUGCAAGGCAGGUCAUACACAAAAUGCUCUUGAUUUACUUAUAGUAAUGCAAGAGGAGGGACCUAAGCCUGAUACUAUAGCCUAUAGCACUGUAAUUGAUUCUCUAUGCAAAGACAGAAUGGUUGAUCAGGCUCUUGGCCUUCUCUCUGAGAUGAUUGAAAGAGGAGUUCCCCCGGACAUCUUCACAUACACUUCACUAAUUCAAGGCCUUUGCAAUUUUAACCGAUGGAAAGAGGUUACGAAGUUAAUGAAUGAUAUGGUCCUACAUAAUGUAUAUCCAGGUGUCUAUAUUUUCAAUAUAUUAGUGGAUGCCCUCUGUAAGGUGGGGAAGUUGGAAAGUGCUGAAACUAUUAUUCAGAUCAUGAUUCAAAGGAAGAUUUAUCCUGAUGUCGUCACGUACAACACUCUCAUUGAGGGGUACUGUUUGCAAGAACUGAUGGAUGAAGCGAGAAAAGUUUUUGGUCGGAUGGUAGAAAGUGGCAUUCAACCUGAUGUUAGGGCAUAUAACACAUUAAUUAAUGGAUACUGUAAAAUAAAAGAAAUGGAUGAAGCGAGGAAAGUUUUUGGUCGGAUGGUAGAAAGUGGCCUUCAACCUGAUGUUAUGAUCUAUAACAUUUUAAUUAAUGGAUACUGUAAAAUAAAAGAAAUAGAUGAAGCCAUGCAUCUGUUUUGUGAAAUUCCUCAAAAAGGGUUUCAUCCUAAUGUUGUUACGUAUAACACAAUGUUGCAGGGGUUCUUUCUGGUGGGUAGAUGUUCUGCUGCACUUGACCUUUUUCAGGAGAUGCUGGAUGCUGGACAUAAACCAGAUUUUUACACAUCAUGUGCCUUACUUAGUGGUUUGGGUGAUAAUGGACUUGUUGAACAGGCAAUGUCAGUCUAUCAUCAGUUAGAUAGAAACGGAAAUGGUUCUCAUGUUUAUGAUACUAUCAUAAUUGAUAAGGUCUGCAAGAUGGGACAGCUUAAUAUUGGACGCAAUGUAUUCAAUGACCUCAUCUCUAAAGGGCGACGCCUAGAUGUGAAUACAUACAAUGUAAUGAUAAAUGGGCUCUGUCGAGGAGGAUUUUUGGAUGAAGCCUUAGAGUUGUUAAGGAAAAUGGAGAAGAAUGAUUGCUUACCAAAUACUGUGACUUAUAAUGUUAUUUUGCAAGAAUUUGUUAGAGAGAAAAAAUGCCACGAGGCAAAUCUACUUUUGGAUGAAAUGGUUGGUAAGGGUAUUUCUCCAAAUCAUUGCACAUUUUUCUUCAUAAACGACUUACUUGCACUUAAAACUGGAGAUGAGACUGUACUAAAGGUGAUACAGAAAUUUGCUGCAAAUCAUGUAAAGUAACUACAUAUUUGGAAUCUUUUAGCUUCUCUGCUUGUUCAUGCAUUGCUACUUUUGGAGGAACGUUUUCAGGGAUUUCAUUAGCACCUACUAGGGUGGACAUCCAACUGACUGUACCAUGAAGUUUGGGUCUCAGCAUCUAUGCUUUUAACAGCAUAAUAGUUCUUGUCAGAGGGAGGUAAAAAUUCGGAAGCACCAUGAAGCAAAAUAAAAAAUAAAAAAAAUUAAUUACAUGAGAAGGAAGAGGUGCUCUGCAGAUAAGGAGCUUUGGUGCAUCUUUGCUGAUUUGAUAUAGGGAGCUCUGCUAUGGAAAAAUUCAGAAGUGUCUCAUAGACUGGCUAAAUGUUGAGGGACAUAAUGUUUCUUGGAGCUCCAAUGGGGUUUUUUGGACACACAUGUUACGGAGUAUUAUAUUUGUGGAGCUAAGUCACCGUGAUUGAUGGACCGGGUAACAAGUCUGAAGAAUUGCCAGAGCAGAUGUUAUGUUGUGUGAGACAAUGGAAUUGAUUAUGUAAAUUAUCAGUAGCUAUGUGGUCUAUUAGUCAACUCUCAAUCCCAAUUUCCUUAGGCUUCAUGAUUCCACCAGUGAGAUAUUCGUCUUUCUCUCUGCAAGAGAGAUUUGGUGAGGGAUGACAGAGAAGAACUAGGGUAGUCAGGUUCUCAAACUAUGUGAAAAAUUCUGAAUAGUUCUUAUUCUCUCUAACUGUAAAAUACAAGCGCUAAUUU